AUGGAUUCUCAUAAACAUAAGCAAGUGUCAAAAAAUAAAAAAGAACAAAAUUAUUCCAGUAAUGAUGACUCCAAAAUUAAAAGAUAUAUUCUGCUUACCUAUUAUUUAAUUAUUUUACUGGGAGUUCCAAUAUGGUGGAAAACCACUACGUACUAUCGGGCUUCUAUGCCUUUUCAUGAGAUGGAAAAUGCCAGAUAUAAGCUGGAAUCCAAUCUACAAUUCACUCCGACGUUUAGAAUUGUAGAUGACCCAGCUGGAAGAAUAACGUAUCUUUCUGACAAGCUAAUGAAUGAAGAGCCCCAGUAUUCGUUUUAUGAAAUUCAAUUUACAAGGUCCGAAGCGGCUGACUAUUUAAUCUGCUUAACGAAGUCUUCUAAAAAUUCCUGGUAUUGGAAAGGGAGGAGUCUACACUUAGACUACAAGGAGGAUUUUUCAGACAAUGAAGUUGCCAUAAUGUUAGUAAAUCGCCUAUAUGCGGUUUUCAGUCCAGAAAUCAUGGACAUAUCUGCGAAAUAUUCCCGGCUGACAUCGAAAAACAUUCCUGCCACAGUGUACAAUAAGCGGUCAAUUCAAUUUUCACCUCAGUACCGUAUUCUGUUAAGUUUAUUCUUGGGUGAAGGAUCCCAUGAACUUAAUGGUUGGGAAAUUGAGAGUGCCAUUGCCAAAUUUUUACAGCCUUUAACUCAACAGCUUUCUCAAAUUAUGAACUUGACCGUAGAGUCUCAGGUACAAUACUUUGUGGACGACCCACCAGUCACCUCUAAGGAAGGAGAAUAUCGAACGGCAUUUUCUGAUUUCCCUAAAUUUGUUAAUAAUCUUGAAAAGUAUCUCACUAUUAAUCCGAAUGUACGAGAGCCUACUCUACAUUUUUUGUUGUAUGUGCCUUCCAAAGAGAUACAGCCAUUGAAAUUGGAAGAUCAACAUGGUAAAGAAGUUGCAACGAAUUCGAUGCUUUUACCUCAAUGGGGUUCGAUUAUUAUCACAAAUACAAACAAAUCUUCUUCUAAUUAUCUGAGGGAUAUCGACAUGAAGUUUCAGUUUCGUACUAUAUCAAGAGAUCUUCUUUUACUAUUAGGUGUAGAUGAUUAUUCAUCUUUCAGUCUAAACCCGGUAAUAAUGGAAAGAAUGCUAAGGCAAAGGAUAGCUGAAAGCCUAGUUGCAACGACCGAUACACUCCUGAAUCUUUCAAAGCUCAUUAAGUCAAUUGAAAACAUGGCUGUCCCUAAAGAAAUACAGUCAUACGCGAAAGACGCUUUGAAGUCAUUGGACCUCGCAUACGAUACCCUUUCAGAGCGGAAAUUAAGUGAAACUCUUUCGCAUAGCACGAAUUCCUUUGAAAAGGCACAAAAAGCUCUAUUUCAUCCAAGUAUGGUGACCACUGUAUAUUUUCCUGAUGAAUCAAAGUACGGAAUCUAUGCGCCCUUAUUUGCACCUAUCAUGAUCCCUUUGUUAUUGUCAUUCAUCAAAACAAUUCGUAAUGCAGUAAAAUCGAUGCCGAUUUCUCUUCGAAGACAAAAGACAAAAGACAAAAGAAAUUAG
Molecule: messenger RNA, 1539 nt
Organism: Schizosaccharomyces osmophilus
Lineage: Eukaryota; Fungi; Ascomycota; Schizosaccharomycetes; Schizosaccharomycetales; Schizosaccharomycetaceae
Gene: gpi17
Product: pig-S
Exons: 2
Coding region: 1-1539 (512 amino acids)
Biological process (GO): attachment of GPI anchor to protein
Cellular component (GO): GPI-anchor transamidase complex
Source: RefSeq, a predicted model, not a curated record